CCCGCCGCCGCCGCGAGGGCAGGAAAAAGAGCCGGCGCGCAGGAGGGCGCCGCCGCCAUCUGCCUCUCCCAAAAUGGCGCCGCCGCCGCCGCCGGAACGCGAAGGGAGGGAGGAAGUGAGGUCAAAGAGCGCGCCGGAAGCCCUCCGCUUCUGAGCCGGUUGGGAGGCUUUGUGGAGAAGCGCCUGCAGCUGGCGCAGGAGCGCUCUCGGAGGCCUGCAGACCAUGGCCUGCCCCGGAGAGGAAGUGACAAACAAGGAGAGCGGGGAGGAGAGCAACACCAUGAACUUAAUGGAGUUCUCGGAUGAGAUCCUUUUGCACAUCUUGAGAUACACUCCAGUGUCAGACCUUGUCUUGAAUGUCCGAAGCGUCUGCCGGAAACUUUCCAUCCUUAGUCUGGACAAAAGCCUCACUCACACUGUGACCCUUCAUAAGGACUAUCAGGUUGACAAACACAAGGUGAAGCAGCUCAUGAGAGAGAUUGGAAAAGAGAUUCAGGAGCUGAACAUGAGUGGUUGCUAUUGGUUGCCUGGCUCCACCAUUGACCAAGUGACCCGCUGCAAGAGCCUGGUGAAGCUGAACUUGUCCGGCUGCCACCUCACCUCCCUCCGCCUCUCAAAGAUGCUGUCUGCCUUGCAGUACCUUCGCUCACUGGCAAUCGAUGUGAACCCAGGCUUUGAUGCCUCCCACUUAAGUAGCGAAUGCAAAGCCACGCUGAGUCGCGUGUUAGAGCUCAAGCAGACACUGUAUACACCCUCCUAUGGGGUGGUCCCUUGCUGCAUCAGCCUUGAGAAGCUACUCCUGUACUUUGAGAUCCUUGACAGAUCGCGGGAGGGUUUAAUUAUUUCUGGCCAGCUGAUGGUGGGCGAGAGCAAUGUGCCCCACUACCAGAAUCUUCGGGUCUUCUAUGCUAGGCUGGCUCCUGGGCCAGUCAACCAGGAGGUGGUGAGGUUGUACUUGGCGGUGCUGAGUGAUCGGACUCCAGAGAAACUUCAUGCCUUCCUCAUUUCUGCCCCUGGUGGGUUUGCACAGAGUUGUGCUGUUAAAAACCUUUUGGACUCCAUGGCCAGGAAUGUGACAUUAGAUGCCUUGCAGCUCCCCAGAUCUUGGAUGAACGGCUCCAGUCUCCUUCAGCAAUUGAAGUUCAGCAACCCUUUCUACUUUAGUUUCAGUCGCUGCAGUUUAUCUGGUGGCCAACUUGUCCAGAGGGUCCUUAAUGGUGGCAGAGACCUCCUCAGCUUAGUUAGCCUGAACCUGAGCGGCUGCAUCCACUGCCUGUCUCCAGACUCCUUGCUGCGGAAAGCGGAAGAUGAUAUUGACAGCAGCAUUGUGGAAACCCUUGUCGCCUCAUGCUGCAACCUGAGGCACCUGAACCUCUCGGCCGCCCACCAUCACAGCUCGGAAGGCUUGGGAAAGCAUUUGUGCCAGCUUCUCGCUCAGCUGAAGUGCCUCCUCUCAUUGGCCUUGCCCGUUUGCUCCAUUGCAGAAGUUAGCAUGGUGCCUGCAGAUAAGCCCUCUGUGCAGCCAGUGACUAACGUGACCUCCCAAAAUUUUGGAAAGAAAGUCCGGAUUGGGGUGCAGACUUACCCCAGGAACUGCCUAGAGCAAGGGAAUUCCAAACACCAGAGCUCUGUGUUUUGGAAUCUCUUGGGAAGCCUUCCAUUCCUGGAGCAGUUGGAGUUGAUUGGGUCCAGCUUUUCCUCAGCUAUGCCAAGGAACGAGCCAGCCAUUCGGAAUGCGCUGCCUCCCUGCAGCCGGGCGCAGCACGUGGGGGAUGCCGAAGUGGCAGCCAUUGGCCAGCUGGCCUUUCUGCAGACCCUCACGUUGGCCCAGUUACCCAAUAUCCUCACGGGCUCUGGGCUUAUUAACAUUGGGGCCCAGUGCCUACAUCUGCAGUCUCUUUCACUCGCCAACCUGGGCAUGAUGGGCAAAGUAAUGUACAUGUCAGCCCUUGUAGACAUGCUGAAGCACUGCAAAUGCCUGCGAGAUCUCAGGCUAGAGCAGCCGUACUUCCAUGCCAGUGCCCAGUUCUUCCAGGCCCUGAGCCACUGUUCCUCCCUCCAGCGCCUUUGCAUCAUCUCCCGAAGCGGGACACUGCAGUCGGAAGCUGUGAUGGCAUUCAUGGCUACUUGCCUUGAGGUUAUCAUGUGCCACAUGUUUACCGGGGAGCCUCUCACCGUCUGCAAGAACCUACAGCAGUCCCUGACACUGAGCUUUCAGGCCGACAGACCUGCAUUGAACAUUGUCAUUUUCCCUCUCCUGCACGAGGACUUGCCGGAGGUCAUCCGAGAUGUCCCCAUGAUGCACUUGGAUGAAAUCACCUUGUUCAAAAGCCGGGUGGCCGAGGAGCCGCCUAACCUGUGGUGGUGAUAACGGCAUAGCAGAGCACGACACUUGGCGUGAGCACCGACCAGCGGCUUCUCCUUGGCCAGGAGUUCCCAUUCUUGAGCCUCGUGGGCUACCUUAUUUAAAGGCUGUGCAACUUUGAUGUCACUUCAGGGCAAGCUUACCAGGAUGCAUAGCAGGCCUGCGGAUCUUGUUUGGGCAAAAUUUGCCCUUGAAAAGCCUAAUAUUUAUUCAUUUUAAUUUCUAGCCCAUCCUAUCCCUGAGGAACCCAGGGUGGGUUGCAAUUGGGAAAUAGUGGAGCCUUCUGGGUAUUUCCUUGCUAUUUAAUACAUGAGUUCUUGUGUAACUUUGUAGUUAAAAGUAAGAGGAAUAUAACUUGAAAUAAUGUGCUUGCUUUCUCCCCCUCCUGUUAUUCCCCCACCCCACUUUUGUGCUUCAAGGAUUAUUCGUUGCUUGACUGUCUUAAGGGACUGUGUUAAGUUAAUGCAAAGGGGUGGACAUGUUUAAACUUUUGUUUAUUUGGGGGAUUGAGGUGUGCUUGUGUCACACAGCCAAUCUCCUACCUGUCCACAUAUCCUGACAGGAAUAGUUCUGCAGCCAGGACCUGAUGUGCUGGAUGCAAACGCAGUUUUCAGUGUUUUAGUCCCUUUGAUGUCCAGAGGUGCCUGUGAGGCUAAUACCCUUGGCUGCAGGAGAGGCCAGCCAGCAGUGCAGUCAGUUGCCAGGCCAAAGCUCCAUAGGAAGUUCCAGUUUGGCCUCAAUGUCCUCCUAGCUUAAAAUGGCCCUGAAGCAGAAUGGCCAGGAAGUAAAACACACCCUCCAGCCACAAUGAAAAGAUUUCUGUGUCUUUCAAAGGUUUCCUUUCCCUUACUAGCUCAGCCUUUUGUUUCACGCAUGGGUGCAGUGCAGCCGGAAGAUCUCCUGCACGAGCCCCAAUGAAAUGGAUGGGUGCCAUGCAAGAAGACUGCUACUGUGUGGUUGUGCAGCGGGCACUCAUUUAACUGGGCCUUGCGCAGGGGAACGUCUCUGAAUAUCCGCAGCACGUCUUGUACAGGCCCUGUGUUAUUGGGCAACAAACGCGUUUCAGGUGCUUAAAAGACAAUUGCACCUUGUAGGAGGAGCUGGCAUUAAGCUCCUCUCUGAAAUUGCUGCUGUGAGCAUAGACCUCCCAUACAACCCCCUACACAAACACACAUACACACGCUUCUUCUUACAGCCCCAAAUCAUCAAUCCUUUCUAACAGCUUUGUGAAAGUAGGCCUUGUUUCUAACAGGUCGGUGGUGACGGAGGUUGUAACUUGGAUUGACACAGGUUUAUUUAAACCUUGCCAAAAUACACCUUUGCCAGGCCCUCCUUCCAGGGGGCACUGCCCACGGUUUUGCCCUUUGGAUAACCUGGGGCCGGUCCUGCACAGACACACCCCAGGAGCUCCCAGGGUUUGAUCUAGGCCUGCCUGCACCAGCUUUGUCAUCUCUUAAAACACAGGUGGGGGACCUGGUGCCCUCCAGAGGUUGUUGGGUUCCAGCUUCCCAGCAAAGGUCGGGGGGAUGAUGGGAGUCAAAAGGCCAGCAGCAUCUAGAGGGCCAGAGGGUGCCCCACCUCUGUUUCUCGCUUUCCCUGUGGGAGCCACUGCAGUGGCAGCACCACACCACUUGGUGCCUCUCGUGGGUGCAGAUUUAGGUGUCCCCAAAAGACAUGUUUUGCAAGGAGGAGGGCAGAGAGGGAGCAGCCGUGGCUCAGUUUUUUCUUUCUCAGUGACUUCCUUCUGCUACUCUGUGCUUGAAGUCAUGGGCCAGCUUGAGUAUCUGUGGCAGUGUGUCUUUGAAAUGUGAUGCUGGUAUCUAUGUUAAUUGGACGAACAGUGGAUUUUCCUGUCAGUUUGGUAUAUAAACACUUCUGUACACAC
Rhineura floridana is the source of this 4250-nucleotide messenger RNA. RefSeq names its product F-box and leucine rich repeat protein 18 (gene FBXL18). The record is from RefSeq and is a predicted model, not a curated record. The coding region runs from base 224 to 2368 and encodes 714 amino acids. NCBI's taxonomy places the organism in Eukaryota, Metazoa, Chordata, Lepidosauria, Squamata, Rhineuridae. The transcript has 5 exons. Gene Ontology annotation, biological process: SCF-dependent proteasomal ubiquitin-dependent protein catabolic process. Gene Ontology annotation, cellular component: SCF ubiquitin ligase complex. Gene Ontology annotation, molecular function: protein binding.